Messenger RNA from Penicillium malachiteum, 1764 nucleotides. Its product is annotated as CocE/NonD family hydrolase. The coding region runs from base 1 to 1764 and encodes 587 amino acids. The transcript has 2 exons. NCBI's taxonomy places the organism in Eukaryota, Fungi, Ascomycota, Eurotiomycetes, Eurotiales, Aspergillaceae. The record is from RefSeq and is a predicted model, not a curated record. Gene Ontology annotation, molecular function: dipeptidyl-peptidase activity.
AUGCCCAACGAAAUCAAAGAUAUCACCACUCGCGACGAGACAUUCGCCUACAUCGUCGAACAGAAUGUCUCCAUCACCCUCAAAGAUGAAUCAGGCAUCGUUCGCGCGAACGUCUACCGACCUAAAGCCUCCGAGCCUGUUCCUGUCAUAGUCACCUAUGGCCCAUACGGCAAAGACAUCCCAUACAAAGAUUUCCACCCUCAAAGCUUCAGCGAAGUCAACCCGGAACAAAAAUCCGAACACUCCGCCUGGGAGACCCCCGAACCAAGCUACUGGACUAGCAAGGGCUAUGCUGUUGUUCGUGCUGAUGAGCGUGGAACCGGUCAAUCAGUCGGAAAGCUCGAUACCAUGUCCCGUGGAACUAGCGAGGCGUUCUUCGACGUUGUUGAAUGGGCUGCUGAGCAGGCUUGGUCCAAUGGGAAGGUCGGUCUUCUGGGUAUUUCCUACUUCGCUGGUAGUCAAUGGCGUGUCGCAGCGCGUCAGCCUAAGGGUCUGGCGUGUAUCAUCCCCUGGGAAGGAAUGUCGGAUUACUACCGUGACCGAUGCAGACAUGGCGGUAUCUUGUCGAACAAGUUUAUUAAGUUCUGGUGGGAUCGCCAGGUCGUCAGUAACCAGUACGGACUUGGUGGUCGUGCGGCGCGGAACUGGGGUCCUGAUACCAUUGAGGGAGAUCUGGAUGAGGAGGAGCUUGUGAAGAAUCGCCAGGAUCAAAAUAUCGAUAAUAUGGAGAAUCAUUUCCGGGACGAUCUUUACUAUGCCUCUAAGGAGUAUAGCAUGUCUGAUAUCCAGGUUCCCUUGCUGUCUGUUGCCAACUGGGGUGGUAUUCUACUGCACCUCCGGGGAAACGUGGAGGGAUUUACUCAUGCUGGCUCCGAGCUGAAGUACCUGCGCUUUGUUACUGGUCGUCAUGAUCUCCCAUUCUACUACAAGGAAGAAGUCGAGCUCCAACGCAGCUUCCUCGACGCAUUCUUGAAGGGUGAUGACCGUGCCGGCUGGUCCACUGGUAAAGCGCCUAAGGUUGAUAUUGUGCUCCGCAAAGGUGACGUGGGCUUCAACAACGCGGAAGCCGAGAAGAAAUACGAGCGUCGCAUCGAGCACGAAUGGCCUAUUGCUCGUACCCAGUACACAAAGUACUACCUCACCUCGAAACACGAGCUCCUCACUCACGCUCCUACAGAGCGUCCCGUCAAGAUCUCCUACCAGGCACUUGGAAACUUGGAUAACCCUCAACUCGUUCAAUUCACCACACCGGCCUUUGAGAAGGAGACCGAGAUCACAGGCCACAUUGUGGCACACCUAAACGUUUCAGUCAGCGCUAAUCCCGGUGCACCAACACCCCAAGACCUGGACCUCUUCGUCACAUUGAGACACAUCUCCCCUGAAGGAAAGGAAGUGUCUUAUACCGGUACAGCGGGAGAUCCCGUCCCGCUAUGCAAGGGUUGGUUGCGUGUGAGCAUGCGCCAGGUGAACAAGGAACACCCCAAGAACAGAGCCUAUUUGCCUCAUCGGGAUUACUACUCCACCGAUAAGCGACCCGUUAUUCCGGGCGAGAUCUACCCUGUCGAUGUUGAGAUCUGGCCUACAAAUGUCGUCGUGGAGAAGGGUGGUAAGAUUGUGUUGGAGAUUUCGAGUGGUGAUACUCAAGGAAGUGGAAUGUUCCAGCAUAAUUCCCCUGUUGAUCGAUCUGAGGAGCGCUUUCAGGGUCAGAAUCAUAUUCAUUUUGGACUGGGAGAGAAUUAUGUUACCUUGCCUAUUAUUCCUUAG